AUGUCUACACCUUUUAGCGACAAACUUUCUCCAGAUACUACUUGCGUGGUUUGUAAUGAUGUGGCAACUGGAAAUCAUUAUUCUGUUCCCUCCUGUAAUGGAUGCAAAACAUUUUUUCGUCGUGCUAUUGUGAAUAACCGCAACUUUGCAUGUAUGGGCAAUGGAAAAUGCAUUGUAGAUAAAGGGGUUAGAUGUGCUUGUAGAGCUUGCCGGUUAGAAAAAUGUAUAAAAAUGGGAAUGGAUACAAAUUCAAUUCAAUCAGAAAGGGACAGGAUAGGAUACACAAAAAGAAAGCGACGAGAUAAAACUGAACAAACAAAUAAAGAUGAAGAACAUGAAAAAUUGGAAAAUCAUGCAGAAAAUGAAUUUGACGUUUCUGAUGAAGAAGAUAUUUCUUUUCAUGGUUCAAUCGAUUUACAUAAUGGAAAUAAUUUGUCAACUAUUCGAGUAAAUAAUAAAACAUCCAACUCUUUCGAUGGAAUUUUGGAACGUUUAACUCAACUAGAAAAUAAUUUUACUUUACUCUUGAGCCGUGGAGAAAUCCAUCCGUAUGGCACUUUGGAAGAAGCAUUGAAAGCACCAAGUAUAUUUUCAAGGCCAAUAAAUGUUAAGCUCUCUGAUCCAAUUGUAACUCCAAACAAAGACAAACAAAAGAUGCCAUUUUGGCGUUCACGAAUAAUAGCUUUAUAUAUUGAUUGGGCAAAAACUUUUGCAACAUUUCGAAAAUUGCCCUAUUCUGACAAAGUUGCCCUAAUUACAAACCACGCCAGUAGUUAUAUGAUAAUGUGUGAAGCAUUCCGAACUCCAGAAUUAAUUCCAGAUGAAAAAAUUAUUGAUGGAAUUGAACGUAUUGCGGAGAAAUUGCCGAGGUAUUUUUGUAGAUUUUUUUACUUUUUUUGGAUUUUUAAGAGAAUUAUUAAUAUUUCCUCCUCAAAAUUUUGA
Messenger RNA from Meloidogyne enterolobii, 942 nucleotides. The record is from the annotation of a GenBank genome assembly. NCBI's taxonomy places the organism in Eukaryota, Metazoa, Nematoda, Chromadorea, Rhabditida, Meloidogynidae.